GCGUUCCAUUCAUGCGUGCGCUUAUAAUAAAAAGUCCACCGCGAAAGAACCCAAAAACUCAACUCAUCUCAUAAUUAUUCUCUCGGAAGAAGAAACCAAAACCCAUUUUUGUUACCUCUUCCCUCAAUCCAUAAGUCAAAAAACAAAAAGCUUUUGAGAACUGGUAAAGCUCUUCCCUUUUUUUUUUUUUUUUUUUUUUUUUUUUUGUAUUAAUGAUCAAUCAGAGAAUUUGAUUUAGGUUGGAGGAGAUGGGCUCUGAAGGACCAAAAGCUGUUACGAUUCACGUGACUGGUUUCAAGAGGUUUCUUGGUGUUUCCGAGAACCCUACUGAGAAAAUCGCUAAUAAUCUGAAAUCGUAUGUGGAGAAACGAGGGUUGCCUUCUUGGUUGAGUCUUGGUAGCUGCACUGUUCUUGAGACUGCUGGGGAAGGUGCAAAGUCUCAGCUUUAUCAGGUUUUGGAGUCCAGUGUUGCUGUCUCUGGAGAUAAGAACAGCAACGGAACUGUUGUUUGGCUUCAUCUUGGAGUGAAUAGCGGAGCGGAAAAAUUCGCAAUUGAAAGACAAGCAGUGAACGAAGCUCAUUUCCGUUGCCCUGAUCAAUUAGGCUGGCAACCACAGAGGAUUCCCAUAGUUUUUGAUGAUGGAAGCAUUUUAAAGGCCAAAGAGACAACAUGUUCAACAGAGUCGAUUUUCAAGCUACUGCAGAACAAAGGCUUCAACGUUGUUCAAUCAGACGACGCUGGACGUUUUGUGUGCAACUAUGUCUACUAUCACUCUCUGAGAUUCGCUGAGCAAAAGGGACACAAGUCACUCUUCGUCCACGUUCCUUUGUUCUCCAAAAUUGAUGAAGAUACUCAGAUGCAGUUCGUGCUCUCUCUCUUGGAGGCAAUUGCAGCUACUUGCUAGUGUACUAUGCCAAUGUGUAAGUAUAAUAUAUAUCCCAUCUACGAAGCAUUGUGUUCUUUUGUUGGGGAGAGGGAGGGGGAGUGUGGUGGCAUUGUAGCUUGUGAUAAAAUAAAAAAUGACUAUUGCUUUUGGUUCUGAAACUUUCUGGGUCAUGUAAAGCACACGAUUAGGAAAGAAUGAGCCUCUUUUGUGAUCGUCUCUGUAAUAAAUAAAUAAUCUUAAUUCAAAAAUGUCAAAGUUUGGAUUUUUAUGUUA
This is a messenger RNA of Brassica napus (rape), 1160 nucleotides long. RefSeq names its product pyrrolidone-carboxylate peptidase. Gene Ontology annotation, cellular component: cytosol. Gene Ontology annotation, biological process: proteolysis. The record is from RefSeq and is a predicted model, not a curated record. The coding region runs from base 249 to 905 and encodes 218 amino acids. NCBI's taxonomy places the organism in Eukaryota, Viridiplantae, Streptophyta, Magnoliopsida, Brassicales, Brassicaceae. Gene Ontology annotation, molecular function: pyroglutamyl-peptidase activity. The transcript has 5 exons.